ACUGGAGUAGUUUAACCAUAUUCCUGUUGAUUGAGAUUGAGGUUUUUGUCACAGACUCCAGCCAUUGGGAUUGACAACACAUUGGUUACUUUACAAUAAAUAAGUUAUUGCAUUUCGACAUUAAUAUAUUUUAAAAGGCAUUGCACGAGGCUUGUUAGGGUUAAGCAAACACUGUUGCCCAAUGUAAGCCCACUGGUGUUAAAUCCCUCAGGUUACCGAGAUUAGAUUUUUAACACUUUCAUUGCAGGCAGCUAAUAAACAAAAUGUGGCUGUACAGACAUUUAAUUACUACAUAUAGAGAUUGAAAUGCAGACAGAACUGUUAUAGUGGCAUUCUAUUACAUGUAGCAUGUCACGACAUAUACAGAGAAAGGACCUUAAUAAGACGUAUUGCAAAAUGCAAACGAAAUACAUAACGUUUAAGUGUUCAGUACAUCUUAUUUAACAUUGCCCAUCCCUGAAGGGCGGAGACUAAUCGGGGGGGGGGGGCGGGACGGGACUUAUCCAGCUGCUGCUCUUAGUAUUUGCUUCAGUGAAGAGUUCAGAAGAGCAACUAUGUAUACUAGCAGAAGCUAUUGAGUGAGCCCAUGCGAGGAAGUACAUUGUAGGAGCGAUCGAGACAAAAGACAAACUCCAAAACAAUCCUGUGGACAUCUCUAAACGGGAUCUUAGCGUGGGGUGCUGCACGGCAACGACAUGCAUCAAGAAAUUUAAAGACAUCGAUUUUCUUACAUUGGAAUUGUCCUUUUUACAAGCGAAUCUUUUAACUUUUUUAUCUUUUGGAUAUUUUAAUUUCCCCAUUCUUUGUGCGUUUUAUCGCUACCAUGAUGCUUUAAAGCGUACGUGCCGCUGGGAAUAUGUGUGAUCCGUUCAGAGAGCAAACGCCGGCCAUCGACUCGGCCUCCUUAUCGGAGACGCAGGGACGCGGAGAGAGCGCACCCGGCGGAGACUCGCGCUCCGAGCACUUUCCCUUCCCGCAGCCGAGCGAUGGGGACCCGUUAAGGGUUAGUCCUCUUGGUUACCAGUUGAGGUCACCGAUGUCCCGAACAUUCUCCAGGUCGUCUAGUGGCUAUUUUUCCGUCGACAGCGAUUCUGUGCCAAGUUCCCCUCUAAUGCCCAAUAUUUCCGAAGCGCAAGGCAGCCAAAAUGAUGAAGUAUGGUUUGCCGACAUUAGCCACCAGCACGGGCAGAUGGCAGCACCUGUAGCCAUGCGACACGAAGAGAUACUGGUCGCUCGGGAGCUGCGACGCAUCGGGGACGAUUUCAACCGCCUCUACUUUCAUGAGAUGGAAGUAACAGAUUGUUAUCCUGACGGUGAGGCGAGGUGGACGCCCAGGCCUGGCGUUUUUCACCCUCCCUUCAUUCUCUACAGGAAAGGUUUUUUCUCUCCUCUUUUUUCUGACUUCUAGAGUGUUUCCUUGCGAGUUCCUGCCAGUCUCCUGGGGGAAAUGCCCCCGCUGCUUAUCGCAGUCACUCAGCACGCCGGGUGAAUGCAGCCCAGAGCUGCGGGCCAAAAAGAGGCCACCUGGCUCAGGUCAACUCAUGCCAAGUCUCUGCGACUCAGAGCUCACCGGAUGACCAGGCAGCUGCCAGUUCCUGUAUUGUGUCUGUUGUAGUUCAGACUCGCUUAAAUAUACCGCAAGUCCCUCAAAGCAUCAAGGUCUCAGCGUGGUAUCUCAUGUGUCAACAUGGUGCAGCGUCACAGUAUAAGCCGAACGCCUUUGUUAGAUUAUGUGGGCGGCUCUUAACUGUAAAGAUUUGAGUUUGUCUGUCUAUCUAGGGACGACAAACAUGUCACCGAACAACUGAGAUUGGAUAGGGAACAUUUUUUUACAUUGCACUCAUGAUAUUUAAAACUUGAAUAUGACUCUUUGUUCUGAGGAACACAAAAGAAGAUAUUUUGAGAAAUGUCUUGGUGGUUUUGUGUUCAUACGAUGGAAGUUAACGUGUUUGGUUAACCAACAUUCUUCAAAAUACCUUCUUUUGUGUUCCUCAGAAGAAAGUCGUAUGACAUGAGUGAAAGUAAAUGAUGAAAGCAUGUUCAUUUCUGACAUCUCUGAUUCAAACACUGUUCCUCUCUCUCUCUCUCUCUUACAACAGGCCGGUGCGGGCAACAACAACGCUGCUCGGAACGAGCAUGCCAUCAUCGUCUGGAUGAACGAGUUCAUCGGACAGCUAAUGCAGAUUUUCCUGCGAAGAAGAUGAUUGACACAUUCAACACCCAGUAGACAUGUAGCAACAAACCAACCCCCCCCUCCCCUCCUGACUGUAUAUAUGUACAUAAUAAGGGAAAACAGCAGUGCUGCUCUUCCAAAACCUCUCCGGGUGUCCCACGGUUUGGACCUGUCGACCCUCCCUAGGUCAACUCACAGCGAGUUUCCUGCGUUCGUGUGGAAAGCUGAGCCAUUAGAUGCUGUGUUCGCAUGACUGACGUCGGCUCUUAUCGAUGAACCCUGAAGAGUGGAAAACGUGCCUUCAUUGUCUGUUCGCCCCGUCACGUCUUUCGUUUUUGUCUUUUAUCGUUUCCCAUCUGUGCGUUUCUUCGCUCGCUUGACUUUAUAUUUAUUUUCACUGUAUUUAAGUUGUAAGUUUUGUGUACUUUUUUUAUGAUCGUGGACCUUAGUCGGUCGAGCGGUGAAGUUAUUAGUUCUGCCUGUCCCAGUUUGCACUUGUGUAGCCUUUACACAUCAUAUGAAAUAAUACAAAUCAUCCCAUUACAGAGGUCAGACAUAACCAGUUGCAGUUGAUAGAUGAAAACAUGUGUUGGAAUUUAAACACAAACGAUUUGCGUCAAACUAGAAACAGAUCUGCACUGGAUUCGUGUAUUUUCUUGGUUUGAAGGCAACUGAAGGAACAUCCUUUCACACGACUCGACGAACAGGUGAACUGCGGUUGUGGCUUGAAACGAUCAACGACAGCAGGAAGUGAUGCAAAAUCUCGCCAUAAAAUUACAAUAAAUUACACUAGCUAACGCUUACACCUACCCCACCCCUUAACCUAACUUUACAAUAAUAAAAAAUAGUAAUUAACUGUUUAUCAGCGUGAGAUGAAUUAUGCGGGAUUGAAGUGCGCAUGCUCAGUAGAGGUAGCUCUUCUAGUAACAACCGUGAACUGCUUAACUCACCAGUAUCACCUCAGCGCAAUGAGCGCAACAUACAACGUGAGGCUUUGCUCUUGAAUAUAAAUGACAUGUAACAUCUGUCCAUUUUAUCUCCCUUACCACAAACAAGCGCAAAUCGUUUACCAGGCGCUGGAGUUUAGCUGUGUUCGACUAAAUGCGCUGCUGCUGAAACCGUUCGGUGUAUGAUCCCAAAGUCUCGCGAGAGUGUUUGAAUAGCUGCUCUUUUGUCUCGCGAUUCUUUGGUUUCAGUAUGCCCAGCGCUACGUGAGGUCCGUGGGCGGAGGCUUCCGCUGGGUCUUAAAGCCGGCAUAUACGUCACCGUCUUCAAAUAUUUGCGUGUUAAUGCAGCCAAGCGAAUUGAAAGUCGGAAAAUAGAAUUCAUAUUUUGCAUAAACAUUCCGAGUUUUAAAGUUUCUACCUUUGACAUGUCUCAAACUUUAUCAACCAUGUUUUUAUUAUAGUAAAUUUUUUUGGCAGAUUUGUCACCAUUUUAAUUAUUAUGACCAUUGUUUUACUACAGAUCCCAUGUUUAAAAGGUCACUGUACUAAAGCAAUGGUAAAUUAGUUGUAAUUAACUAUGGUUUUACCAUAAAUACUAUGGUUAAACCAUAUUUACUGUAGUAAAGCCAUGGCUACUUUUCAUAAGGGUAUGAUUCUGUGUGAGCUGUGUCAUAAUAAUAGCAAGACAUUUUAUCUGUUUUUAGAUACAUUAACUUUGUACAUCUGCUUUAAUUAUAUUGUAAAAUCACCCUUUAUUGUGACACUAUAUCUACAUGCACUUGAGGCCUGCUGAGGGCCAUGUUGAAACCUGCAUCUUGUCGUGUGAAAGGUCUUCAGAAAGGUCUUGAGGAACAACAACAACUUAAGAAUUCAAUGUGAAAACAUUAUUUUACACAGAGAACAAUUAAUCAAAUGAAAUGGGACAGGCAAAGGUAGUAAGUUCAUGUAAUCACUGUUGAAAUUUUGUUACUUUGGACAUUGUAAACGUUCCAGAUUAGAUCUUUUGGUUUGUUGAAAUGUUUUAUUUGGUUUGUUUCCUUAUUAGGGAUGAGAAAUAAGAUCAAAAGUGACAUUUUGGGCAUACGAUUCAUAAUUCCAUUGAUGUUCCAAUUGCAUGUUCUUUGGCCCAGGUUUGUUCCUCAAGAUUAAUUACACUUUAUAAUUUAGUUAUUGUUGUAGACAGUUUUUUUCCAGAAUAGCUCAGAAGGAAAUUCCAAAUGGUUUUAAGUGCCUUGCCCAAGGGCCCAAAGGAAAAUCAGGAUUUUAUAUUCAGAAACUCUGGUUUGGACUUUUUUAUGACGAUGAAUUCAACCCCCUUGCCCAUAUUCACUUGUGUAGGUGGUGUUAAGGACCAUUAGCACAUGUUAUAACCACUGUUUAACACCAGCCGUACCCAAAUCUCAAAAACUGACCUUGCAGAAGUUUCCUUCAACAGGUCUCAGGGUCCGUAGGAAAUAUACCUGUGGAGAUUUCUUGAACAAACCCGUCUUCCAAAUGUACUUCAGCUCAUAGCAUCUCAAUUUGUGACUUUUCCUGUUUAUAUUACCGUUAAACUCAGUAUUUCAUUUCUCAAUGCACAGUAUGUUGGUUAGAAAUGUCACGUUUAUUAUUAGCGAAUACUCAAGUAAGUAAAGACUGAUGUAUUGACCAUCUACCUUGAACGGUAUUGCUGAAUAUUAAGAAAAUCUAAAUUUAGAUAAAACGGUGUGUGUAAGGAUUCGUCAGUUUGACGAAAGGCCCUGUGUUAUAAUAGUGUGUGUUUUUAUAUGUAUAUCAGUUACAAUGUUUCAGUUUGCCAAAAUGAUGGUUGUUUUGGUUAGUUUUAGCGUUGCAAGUUUACCACUUGACACCACCAAAGACCUCAUGUUUCAAUACUGUUGGUAUCGUACAUGCAUUGAUCUCAUCUCCCAUGUGUCCGGACGCUUUCCAACAGCGUUCUCAUUCUGUAUCCCUGUGAUUCCCGAACAAACCUUUUUUUCUGAGGGAAACCAUGAAUUUCAGGCCAACCUGUGUAUCUCUCACUGGACCUUUGACUGAAUCUCUUCAGUUUAGUUGCACUGAACGUCCGCUUUACCCGACCUGACGCCACCCAGGACCCAGUACAUUUGUAGCAAAUUGACAAUUUUUGUUUGUUUGUUUGUUGUUUGUUUGUUUGUUUUACGUUCAAUGCAUCUUUUUGUAUUUUGCACUGAAAUAUUUCUGUGCUAAUUUGUGCAAUACUGCUGUAAAUAAAGACGC
Messenger RNA from Triplophysa dalaica, 5358 nucleotides. RefSeq names its product BCL2 like 11 (gene bcl2l11). NCBI's taxonomy places the organism in Eukaryota, Metazoa, Chordata, Actinopteri, Cypriniformes, Nemacheilidae. The transcript is spliced from 4 exons. The coding region runs from base 857 to 1408 and encodes 183 amino acids. The record is from RefSeq and is a predicted model, not a curated record.